This is a messenger RNA of Ruditapes philippinarum (Manila clam), 684 nucleotides long. RefSeq lists its product as uncharacterized. Gene Ontology annotation, molecular function: nucleic acid binding. The record is from RefSeq and is a predicted model, not a curated record. Lineage: Eukaryota; Metazoa; Mollusca; Bivalvia; Venerida; Veneridae. The transcript has a single exon. Gene Ontology annotation, biological process: DNA integration. The coding region runs from base 1 to 684 and encodes 227 amino acids.
AUGCCUGCAUUUGCGCCUUUGCCACCUUCCAGAGUUCAGGAAGCACUUCUUUUCUCAAGAGUUGGACUUGACUAUUUUGGUCCACUGUCGAUUAAAACAAAAGACGGACCCAAGAGAGUAUUGGUGUGCCUUUUUACGUGUCUCCUUAUCAGAGCUAUUCAUUUGGAGCUUGUACAAGAAAUGUCUACGGAGGAAUUCUUACUAGGAUUCAAACGAUUUAUAUCUCAAAGAGGAACACCUGCAGAAAUUAUUAGCGAUAAUGCCUCUCAAUUCAAGGCAGCAAGUCAAACAAUAAAUAGUAUAUGGCGAAAUGUGUGCCAAAGUCAUGAAGUGCAAUCUUACGUAGCCAAUACUAGAAUCAAAUGGAAAUUUAUUGUGGAAUUAGCUCCGUGGAUGGGAGGAGCAUACGAAAGAUUAGUUGGAAUCGUAAAACGAUCUCUUCGUAAAUCUCUAGGACAUAAAUUCCUGACCUUAGUACAAAUGCAAACAUUGUUGAAAGAAGUAGAGGCAACAGUGAGAUCAAGGCCGCUUGUAUAUGUCACCGACGACAUUAACUCGAAUAUUACACUUACACCUAACCAUUUUUUGAGCCUUAACCCUAACUUGGGCAUUCCAGAAAUGGAGACAAAAAAAACAAAGACAGUGAUUAUUCACCUAGUGAGUGCACAAGUGAUAAAUUACUAG